UUAAGACGAACAACACAGAAUCACAUAUUUUUUCAAGAUAAUAAUUGAAAAAAAGGAACAAUCUGUUUUCUUUCUAAAAUGAAUUGGAAUUCCCCGAAAGACGAGCCAUCGGCUUCUUCAAACUCGUCAACUCGCAACCAGAAGCAGAAUUCCGGAGCCGGAGCUGACUCAAACUUGCCGCCAAACGGACCGAGGCGAUCGGCAAGAAUCGCCCACAAAAAUGAGCUUAAGAGGCUGGCCAUGGCCGAAAUAAAUGAAGUCCCUUCUGAGCCAAAAGUCAAAAUGUCGAAGAAAACAGUAGGGAAAAAGGUUUCCAAAUCUUUGCUACAGAAAGCAAAGCAAGCGAACCUGGUAAUGUCCCCGAUUUUCAGGACAGCCAUUUCAGGAUCUGUUGCCUCGGUAUUAUCCACUAUUUCUGAAAAUUCGGUAUUAUUCACAAUUUCUGAAUUUUCAGAAAUAGUGGAUAAUACCGAGGCUGAAUUUUCAGAAAUAGUGGAUAAUACCGAGGCAACCGAUCCUGAAAUUGCUGAACCUGAAAUAGUGGCAACCGAGGCAACCGAUCCUGACCAAAUGGCUAAUCCAGAAAUCGUGGAUGUUACCGAAACAGCCGGCCCUGAAAUUACUGAUCCAGAAACCAAUGAGACUGAUGAUUCACGUACAACCAAAAACAAAUUGAAAUUUAACUGCUGCAUAAGCUAAAAAAUU
Molecule: messenger RNA, 705 nt
Organism: Drosophila rhopaloa
Lineage: Eukaryota; Metazoa; Arthropoda; Insecta; Diptera; Drosophilidae
Exons: 2
Coding region: 79-699 (206 amino acids)
Source: RefSeq, a predicted model, not a curated record